Molecule: messenger RNA, 536 nt
Organism: Paramecium octaurelia
Lineage: Eukaryota; Ciliophora; Oligohymenophorea; Peniculida; Parameciidae
Source: the annotation of a GenBank genome assembly
AUGGAAUCAAAAAAAUUGAGUAAAUUUAUUGAAUUAAUUUUUCUGUCUAUUGCAGUAAGAACUAAAAUCUAAUAUAUCAAAGUGGUUAUCCGUGUUAGCCUGCUUAAUAAGGACUGACUUUAAUUUUCCAUUUGCCUUUUUCUUUUAUUAUCUAUGGAUAUCAAGAGAUGACAAAGCUAACUCCUUAAUGGUAUUCAAUCAUAGUCUAUCUAAUGUAGUUGAUGGUUUUGAAUGGAAUCCUAAUCUUGGUAGACCUAAUUUGGCUAUUAUCUGUUGGAUCCAUUUGGACAGCAACAGAGUAAAAUAAUCCUGUAUGGGGACACUUACAUGGUCUUCAUGUCUUUGUUAUAUUUAUCAGCGUUGUAACGUCAUAUUGAAAGUAUUUUAAUCAAUUCUAUUAUUAGGUUGGUGCUAUUGCAGCCAUUAAUUCUUAUAGAGGAAAUCAGACUCAAGUUAGUAAUCUUUAUAGUUUAAAUUGUAGCUGCUUCAGUAUAAAACCCACAAUAGAGUGGUGUAAACGACUUUUCUUAAAACAG